CCCUCCUCACUCUCACUCCCUACCCCUGUGUAGGUGCUCUGUGUGUGUUCGGAGUGUGUUUUCUCUUUUCUGUGGGACUCCUGAAUGGACUGAGUGCGCACUGACCCGCACUGCUGAGCCAAACGGGAAAAAACAGAGAAGGAAAGAAAGAAAGAAGGAAAAAGCGCGCAGACUGCCUGGCGGACUUGAGCUUGUUCUCUCACCCUGUUCUGUAGCCUCGGGUCUUGUUCUUGCACCCUGUCCUGUUGUCUUGAAGCUGCAGGCAGAUCAUGAUGUUCCUGCCGGGGAUGUAUGCGCUCAGCUUUGCGCUGCUGCUUGGUUGCGCUCAGUGCGCCCGCGAACAAAUCCCGACAGAAAAACUACUUGUCCUCACUGUCGCCACACAAGAGACUGAUGGCUUCCUCCGCUUCAUGCAGUCUGCAAAUUACUUCAAAUAUUCAGUGAAGGUUUUAGGGAUGGGUGAAGAAUGGAAGGGAGGAGACGUGGGACACUCAAUUGGUGGAGGACAGAAGGUCCGACUGCUCAAGGAAGCGAUGGAGGCUCUGGCUGACCAAGAAGACCUGGUAAUCCUCUUUGUGGACAGCUAUGACCUCAUCCUCGCCGGAGGGCAAGAGGAGAUCUUGAGGAAGUUCCAGCAGAUGAACCAUAAGGUGGUGUUUGCUGCAGAGAGUGUGAUCUGGCCUGAUGCACACUUGGCAGAGAAGUACCCGCACGUCCGCAGUGGAAAACGCUUCCUCAAUUCUGGAGGCUUUAUCGGCUACGCCCCGUACAUCACUAAGAUUGUGAAGCAGUGGCAGCUGCAUGACAACGAUGACGACCAGCUCUUUUACACGAAGAUCUACGUGGAUCCGCUGCAGAGGGAAAGUCUUAAUAUGACGCUGGACCACAAGUGCCAGAUAUUUCAGAAUCUAAAUGGAGCAGUGGAUGAAGUUCUGAUGAAGUUCGGGACAGAGCGAGUUCGGAUCAGAAACACCGUCCACGACAGUCUUCCCGUGGUCAUCCAUGGCAACAUAAACACCAAAAUUUAUUUUAACUACUUGGCUAAUUACAUCCCAAAUGCCUGGACCUACGAGCAAGGCUGUACCAUCUGUGACCAAGACAUGUUGGAUUUGUCUCAACUCGCAGAUUAUCCAAGAGUAAGGAUUGGAGUGUUUAUCGAGCAGCCGACGCCAUUCCUUCCAGAGUUCCUGCAGCGGCUCCUGACUCUGGAUUAUCCCAAAGAUAAACUGGAUGUCUUCUUCCAUAACACCGAGGUAUACCAUGAGAAGCACUUACAGGCGUUCUGGGAGGAGAACAAAAAUGUAUUCCAUAGUUUUAAGGUCGUUGGCCCUGAGGAGAUAUUGACCCAAGGAGAAGCAAGGAACCUGGGCAUGGACUUGUGUCGAAGAGAUCCUGAGUGUGACUACUAUUUCAGCAUCGAUGCUGAUGUCAUGCUCACAAACCGACAGACACUGAAGCUACUCAUAGAACAAAACAGAAAAAUGAUCGGCCCUCUUGUCACCCGUCACAGCAAACUGUGGUCCAACUUCUGGGGAGCUCUGAGCUUGGACGGCUAUUACGCCCGCUCUGAGGACUACAUCGACAUCGUGCAGGGAAAGCGAGUUGGCGUGUGGAACAUUCCAUACAUGGCCCAUGUUUACCUCAUCAAAGGCGAGACGUUAAGGAACGAGCUGAAGGAGAGGAACGUUUUCGUCCUGGCGAAGCUCGAUCCUGACAUGGUUUUGUGUAGAAACGCCAGGGAGUUGACAAUACACAGAGAAAAAGACUCUCCUUCUCCGGAAUCAUUCCAUAUGCUCAGAUCCCCAAAGGGAGUUUUCAUGUACAUUACAAACCGUCAUGAGUUUGGAAGGCUUAUUUCUACGGCCAACUACAACACGUCCCACUUGAACAAUGAUUUAUGGCAAAUAUUUGAGAACCCAGUGGACUGGAGGGAGAAGUAUAUCCAUCCCAACUACACCCAGAUCUUCACAGAGAACCGUUUGGAACAGCCAUGUCCAGAUGUGUUCUGGUUCCCUGUGAUGUCUGAGCGAGGCUGUGAUGAGCUGGUGGAAGAAAUGGAGAACUUCGGCACUUGGUCAGGUGGAAAACACGAGGAUAAGCGCAUCGCUGGAGGAUAUGAGAGCGUCCCCACUGAUGACAUCCACAUGAGACAGAUCGGCUAUGAAAAGGAGUGGCUGCACUUUAUCCGAGAGUUCAUCUCACCUGUCACGCUCAAGGUCUUCUCGGGAUAUUACACCAAGGGCUAUGCUCUCAUGAACUUUGUGGUGAAAUACACUCCUAACAGACAGGCCUAUUUGAAGCCUCAUCAUGACUCAUCCACCUUCACCAUCAACAUCGCGCUCAACCAUAAAGGCCUAGAUUUCGAGGGUGGAGGCUGCAGGUUCCACAGGUAUAACUGCUCGAUAGAGUCUCCAAGGAAAGGCUGGAGCUUCAUGCACCCAGGCAGACUAACGCAUCUUCACGAAGGACUUCCCACCACCAGCGGCACACGCUACAUCGCAGUGUCCUUCAUCGACCCUUAAUUUCGUUCUCCGAAUGGCGAGUUUUUAGAUUCUGCGUGUCUGAUUUGUUGACUUUUUGUUCUUAUUCUAGAAAAGUUUUUCAUUUGCGCCUUUUGUGUCUUUUACUGCUGUGCAAAGAACAAAAUGAGUUCAGUCACCAAAGAUGCACACAGAUUACAGACAUACACACACACACACACACACACACAGUUACAAUAAUUAGGAUAGUUUUUAUUUUUAUUUUUGCACACAGUAGUGCUUGGGAAAUAAUCCCUUUCUUCCCUUUCUUAAAAACCUAUCAGUUAAAACCUAAAUUUUUUUUUUUUUUUUUUAGGUUUUGUAAUUCUGUUCAUCAAAUUAUUCAGGAGAGAAAACACCUGCUGUCACUUUUAUUCAUCUCCAACUCAGAGAAAUAUAUUUUAUUUUAUUUUUACCUCUGCAAAUUAACAAGCAGAGAAAUGACAACCGGAUUUGAUUAGAAUUCCGGUUGAACUGAAGUUCAAAAGAUUUUUACUUGAAGUGCUAAGUUUUCUGGAUGCAGCAUGAGCUUAGUUUGAAUUAAGUUAUAUUCUUGGUUGAAAAUACACCAUUGGAAAAUGUUUGGUCUAGGACUAGGACUAGGCAGAGAACUGUAUGUACCCUGAAACUGGCCUAAAAUGCGAUACUGUAAAAACCCAAAGUCAAAAGAUGUCCAUCACGUCCUCACUUCCGGAAUUGAGCAUUGUGGAGAUGUCAGAUAUUUUACUUUCACUGAAAGUUGUUGCUUUUUGACUGAACGUUGAGCCUCAGCCGCAUCCAUCUGUUUUAACUUAUUUUGAAGAAAAAAAAAAAAAUGUUACAAAUGUAAUAAAUGAAGAUGUUUAAAAAAACAAAACAAAAAAAAAACAAAGCUGUUUCAUUUUUUAAUUGUCACUCGACGCUUCAUUUGUAGAAAACGAGGCAAAAAGAAUGCUGUGGUGUGAAAUGAGCCCUACUGAAACUACAGAAAUGUGCAGUCACACGCCUGAGCCUUCAGCCGAAUCAACUCAUAAACACACACACACACACACACACACCAAGAAAUUCCACACCUCACACUUUUGGAGAAUGAUCAAAUACGUAACAUGUAGGUCGAUCAGGCAAGUGCGUAAAUUCUGUUUAUACCACAGUGCAGGUGAAUUCUUCAAUCUGAUUGGUCAGAAGGUGUGUAUCAUUUUUCUAUACUUAAACGGUUUUGUUUUUUUUUUUGUUUUUUUAAAUAUCCCUUUAUCUGAACUUUGUUUUAGCUGUGUAUCAAAUGUUACAUCUUAACCAAAGCAUCAAAAACCAUCUUUUUAUAAAUGUCUAGCUUUUC
Molecule: messenger RNA, 3834 nt
Organism: Ictalurus furcatus (blue catfish)
Lineage: Eukaryota; Metazoa; Chordata; Actinopteri; Siluriformes; Ictaluridae
Gene: plod2
Product: procollagen-lysine, 2-oxoglutarate 5-dioxygenase 2
Exons: 20
Coding region: 270-2522 (750 amino acids)
Biological process (GO): peptidyl-lysine hydroxylation
Cellular component (GO): endoplasmic reticulum
Molecular function (GO): iron ion binding; L-ascorbic acid binding; procollagen-lysine 5-dioxygenase activity
Source: RefSeq, a predicted model, not a curated record